Messenger RNA from Chroicocephalus ridibundus (black-headed gull), 12946 nucleotides. It is a transcript of the gene KCNQ2, whose product is annotated as potassium voltage-gated channel subfamily Q member 2. The coding region runs from base 7 to 2724 and encodes 905 amino acids. The transcript is spliced from 18 exons. Gene Ontology annotation, biological process: potassium ion transmembrane transport. Gene Ontology annotation, molecular function: voltage-gated potassium channel activity. Gene Ontology annotation, cellular component: membrane; voltage-gated potassium channel complex. The record is from RefSeq and is a predicted model, not a curated record. Lineage: Eukaryota; Metazoa; Chordata; Aves; Charadriiformes; Laridae.
GCCACCAUGGUGCAGAAAUCCCGCAACGGAGGCGUCUACCCGGGACCCGCCGCCGAAAAGAAGCUGAAGGUGGGCUUCGUGGGGCUGGACCCGGGAGCCCCGGACUCCAGCCGGGACGGAGCGCUCCUCAUCGCCGGCUCCGAGAGCACCAAGCGGGGCAGCAUCCUCAGCAAGCCGCGCUCCGGGGUGUCGGGCAGCGGGAAGCCCCCCAAAAGGAAUGCUUUUUACCGCAAGCUGCAGAAUUUCCUCUACAAUGUGCUGGAGAGACCGCGGGGCUGGGCUUUCAUUUACCACGCAUACGUUUUUCUACUAGUUUUCUCCUGCCUGGUGCUGUCUGUCUUUUCGACCAUCGAUGAGUACCAGAACAGCUCAGAAGGGGCCCUUUACAUCCUGGAAAUCGUCACCAUCGUGGUGUUUGGGGUCGAAUACUUUGUGAGGAUCUGGGCGGCUGGCUGCUGCUGCCGAUACCGGGGCUGGAGGGGAAGGUUAAAAUUUGCCCGCAAGCCUUUCUGCGUCAUCGACAUCAUGGUGCUGAUCGCGUCCAUCGCCGUGCUGGCAGCGGGGUCCCAAGGGAACGUCUUUGCCACCUCGGCACUCAGGAGUUUGAGGUUCCUGCAGAUCCUGCGCAUGAUCCGCAUGGACCGGCGGGGAGGCACCUGGAAGCUCCUGGGCUCUGUGGUCUACGCACACAGUAAGGAGCUGAUUACUGCCUGGUAUAUUGGCUUCCUGUGCCUCAUCCUGGCCUCUUUCCUGGUAUACUUGGCCGAGAAAGGAGAAAAUGAGCACUUUGAUACAUACGCAGAUGCACUCUGGUGGGGUCUGAUUACUCUCACCACCAUCGGCUACGGGGACAAGUACCCGCAGACCUGGAACGGGCGGCUGCUGGCGGCGACGUUCACGCUCAUCGGCGUCUCCUUCUUCGCCCUUCCUGCCGGCAUCUUGGGUUCGGGGUUUGCUCUGAAGGUUCAAGAGCAGCAUCGACAAAAGCACUUUGAGAAGAGGCGAAACCCAGCAGCAGGCCUGAUUCAGGCGGCUUGGAGAUUUUAUGCCACCAACCUGUCCCGGACGGACCUGCACUCCACCUGGCAGUACUACGAACGCACCGUCACCGUCCCCAUGUACAGCACGCAAACGCAAACGUACGGUGCCUCCAGACUCAUCCCUCCUCUGAACCAGCUGGAGCUCCUGAGGAACCUGAAGAGCAAAUCGGGACUGACAUUCAGGAAAGAGCAGCAGCCCGAACCAUCGCCAAGUAAAAGCAAACCGUGCAGAGAGUCACUAUGCGGAUGCUGCUCAGGAAACUCUAGUCAGAAGGUCAGUUUGAAAGAUCGUGUCUUCUCCAGUCCCCGCGGUGCUGGCACCAAAGGGAAAGGCUCUCCACAGGCUCAGGGCAUCCGGAGGUCCCCCAGCGCUGACCAGAGCAUCGAGGACAGCCCGAGCAAAGUCCCCAAGAGCUGGAGCUUCGGAGACCGCAGCCGAGCCCGGCAAGCUUUCCGCAUCAAGGGAGCGGCGUCGCGGCAAAACUCAGAAGAAGCAAGCCUCCCCGGAGAAGACAUUCCUGAUGAGAACAAAAGCUGCAACUGCGAGUUUGUGACGGAAGAUUUGACACCAGGACUGAAAGUCAGCAUCAGGGCAGUGUGCAUUAUGAGAUUUCUGGUCUCCAAGCGCAAGUUUAAGGAGAGCCUUCGUCCCUACGACGUGAUGGAUGUCAUCGAGCAGUAUUCAGCUGGUCACCUGGACAUGCUCUCCCGGAUUAAAAACCUUCAGGCCAGGAUAGAUAUGAUUGUGGGUCCCCCGCCCCCUUCAACUCCCCGGCAUAAGAAGUAUCCAACCAAAGGACCCAUGUAUUCUUCCAAAGAAUCUCCCCAAUACUCGCCUAGAGUUGACCAGAUCGUUGGGAGAGGAUCCUCCAUGACUGACAAGGAUCGGACCAAAGGGCCAGCGGAGGGGGAGCUGCCUGAAGACCCCAGCAUGAUGGGCAGGCUUGGAAAAGUUGAAAAACAGGUUCAGUCAAUGGAGAAGAAGCUAGACUUCCUGGUGAACAUUUACAUGCAGCGGAUGGGCAUCCCACCAACGGAGACGGAGGCUUAUUUUGGGUCCAAAGAACCAGACCCAGCCCCUCCCUACCACAGCCCCGAAGACAGCAGGGAGCACAUUGACAAGAACGGCUGCAUCAUCAAGAUCAUCAGGUCUACCAGCUCCAUGGGUCAGAAGAACUUCUCUGCCCCGCCAGCCCCAACCAACACGUGCCCACCCUCGACGUCAUGCCAGCAGCAGGUCUACCAGCGGCAAAGCCAUGGCUCCUCGCCCGUCGGAGACCCCGGCUCGCUGGUCCGCAUCCCACCUCCGCCCUCCCACGAGCGCUCCUUGUCAGCGUACAGCGGUGGGCACAGGGCGAGCGCAGAGUACCUGAGGAACGAAGACAUUACAACCAAACACCACGAGAGUGCCAUGAGAGACAGCGACACGUCCAUCUCCAUCCCCUCGGUAGACCAUGAGGAACUGGAGCGCUCUUUCAGCGGCUUUAGCAUCUCCCAGUCCAAAGAGAAUUUGGACAUCCUUAACAACGGUUGCUAUGCAGCCGUGGCCAAAAUCAGACCCUACAUUGCAGAAGGGGAAUCAGACACCGAUUCUGACCUCUGCACGCCCUGCGGUCCUCCUCCCAGGUCGGCCACGGGCGAGGGACCCUUCAGUGACAUGGGCUGGUCGGCCCCCAGGCAGUGAAGCCUUCUCGCAACCACCGAGCCACGACCAAGUGCUGGCAGCUGCCCACUCCAGCUGUCCACGCGUUGAACUUCUCAAGGAGAUUGACAGCUAAGGUUUUCCUCCCUCUAGGACAUCCUUAGCUGGCGGAUACUUUCUUGCAGCUUACUCUGGGGGGUGAAUGAGCAGGUCCAAGCCUGCAUUUGUGGAAGAGGUCACGGUGGUGAGCGAACUGGAGCCGUGAAGUCCAGAUUUCUUUCAUACUCUCUUUCUAAGAUCAUUAGGUGAAAUUAUGUCAUGGUGCAGGGUAGGCAAUUUGCAUUUCUUGGGAAUUUUCAGAAGUGCAGGGCAGGAAUAAAUCACCCAGCCAGGGCUUUUGGAGUGUUAGGUGGGAAUUGCCAUGUCAUGGCACUGGUAAUUACACCUUUAGGUAUUUUGGGGUCGCAGAAUGAACAUGUGUCUGUUUCUGGCUUAGAUUUCAGGUCACGUGUCAUUACAGGGGGGUUGUUACUUUCUGGUUCUUCAUUAACUGUCAGGAAGGUGGAAUAAUUCCAGUAUAAUACAUGGAAAUGUUGCAUAGGCCCCUGGAGGAGGGGGAUGGUGGCUGGAAUACUUGCAUGAACAGAAGACAUGGCCUCAGAGUGGGACAGGUUGGGAUACUGCUCUGAACCAGAAUGGUUUGGAAAUUAUCCCAUCUUAUGAGACUGGAAAACUAAGAAAUACGAGCUUGAGUGUAAGAAGAGAGACAACCCAGAGGGCAGAGAAAUGAGACAGAGGAGGAGGAUAACAGACUGUGGGGCUGGAAUUUUAUGUUUUAAACCAUGUAUUAUAUGUAAUUAUCUCUCCUCCCGUUGACAACGGACCUGGAGGUGCUUUGGAAGCAUAGGCAAACCAAAGGCAACCCCUCUGGAGGGCUGCCACGGUGUGAAGCCAGUCUCGUGGCCAGCAGCGGUGCUGUGGAGUCACAGCCACACCGGGCCACAGGGAGAGGGGGGGUAUGCGAGACACUGUGGUCCCCGCGUUGCUGCGAGUUAAGUGCUGAGCUCCAUCCUUUUGAAGCCCUGUUGGUCAGAGCGGGCACUUUUCUUACAGUUUGCAUCGUGCCUGAACACUUUUGCACACACUAUGCCCCGUGAAAAUCUUCCCUUUCUUCUUCUGCCCUGCCAAGAAUCUCACACCCAUGUUCUUGGGACAUCCUUUGGUUUUGUUUGGGUCCCUCAAGCUGAGUUAAGAGGUGCUUCUUCGUUUCUUCAUGGUCUUUCAGAAGCCUCUUACCUGUGCUUGCCCGCAAGCUGUGCCAGUCCAAGUCUGCCCCGUUCCGUUGUUGUUAAAGUACUUUCUCUUGGAAGGAUCUUUGUGUUGUUACCAGGAACCUCAGCAGCACUUUUAGCUGGGGGAAGGCACGGGAAAAAGUGAUGCUCAAAGUUUCUUUUGGGACCAGAACGAAGUCACAAAGUGAUCCUUUACAUGGAUAGGUUGGUGGGGGGUUUUUGCAAGGGGGUGGGUCAGGAAAAGUUGUGUUUGGGAUCCAUCUCCAGGGCUGGGACACCGUGGCUGGCAUUGUGCCUCUGAACCCUCUCAUGCAUCUCCAGCCCAAAUCCCGUGUGUGUUUCUGCUGGGGCUGUACCUGUGGUUUCAAACCCCAUCCCUCCACAUUUUCCCUGUGUCGUAUCAAGAGCCUGUUAAGGAUAUUUAGGUGACAAUUUCAUUUUGGUGUGGCCUUUGAGAGGUUGUACACUGACUUGCUUGAGGUGAAAGGAGAAUCACAGCCUUUUUCUCUCCUCCUGGUUGUUUGACCAGAGGCAGCAACCAGGGGAGACCCAGGAUUAUUUUGGCCUUAGGGAAGGUGUGGGUGCAGUCCGGCAGCUUGCAGGUGGGAAAUAAAACCAUCCUUUUUGCUAAUGCUCAGGACCAACACGCAGGUCUUCACGUGAGAUUGAGGGGUGGGGAAAGGCUCUGCACAAUUUUUCCUGCCAUUUUUCACCGUUCAGGAGGGGAAAACAUUUUUCUUAGAGGGAACGUAGGCUUCCAGCCAUGCUAGUUCCUUUCUUUCCCAUUUGAUCCAUUUUUUUGUUACCUCCUGCAAUUUUACCCUCUCUGCUUGUGCUCCCAAACUCCUUUUUGGCUCCAGAUUUCUUCGUGCAGAGUGACCCCAGGGAUGCCCUUGACUUCCAUACAGAGAAAUCUUUGAAUGCAAAAUGGCUGCAAAUUGUGCAGAUUUGCCCCUGGCGUGUUGCAAAAUGAUGCCUUCUGGUAGGGCAAGAAACGUCAGCAGGUCCCAAAUCAGACUUGGUGGCGUGUGUUUUCUGGUGACCACAAGAACGGAAAUUGAAUCUGGUGAGGCAAAAGUCAACGUUGCUCCAGCCAGCUGCUCACUGCAAAUUUUUGCCCAAGUCAGAGAUAGCAAAGUUUUAUUAUCUUAUUUGUUUGCAAUUACUUUUCAAGGCCUGCUGGAAAUUUGGCGCAGAAGGAUAUGAUAUAAAGGGUCCGAUAACCGGAUGAGGAAGAUGACAUGCAGCCCUAUUGCAGCACAGGUACAUGACUGGGUUUUACUAUAGGAGGCAAAGUGAACAGGACUUCAAGGCACAGGCACAAUUUUUAUGGGACGUAAUUUGCAUCGUGUCCUGGUGUUGAAGCCCUGUUGGCUCUAUUUUGAAUGUCCAUUUCCUAGUUCUUAUUGAAAAAUCCCUUUCUCCUGCCCAGAUGAUGUUACACCCUUCAAAGCAGAUACUGCGAGUGUGUCCCAAGGAGACGCAGUUCCGCUGUGUCCUCGUGAGUUUUCCACAGAUUGACGUCCGGCAGUCUUUUACGUCCUUUAGGAAGAAUUGUGUUUUCCCUCUUCAAGUUACUACACCAGAGUUUAUAGAGAUCUUCUGAUUUGUACCUUUAAAAGGUGUUGGAUUUGUCCCGUAAUCACCGAUUAGAGAAAACUGGUUUUAUAUACAUGCAGCACAGAUUGUGUCUUGCUGUUACAAAUUUCACAGAGAAUUUUAUUUGGAAGGUGUAAGAAAUAUCCCACCUUUAUCUGUGGCAUCAUUCCAAAGGAAUUCUGACACAUGCCUCCAUCCACAACCAUGCCAUAAAUCAUCAAUUCUCAUUCAAACAGGCAAAAAGACCUGGAUUUUGGGGUUAACUUGCACCAGAAUUAGCUCCAAAUAAUGCUCCUUAUUUCCAUGGAAUUAUUUAUGCCUGCGUAAAUGAUAACAGAGCCUGCUUGUUGCUUAUUGACAUAAAUAAUUUCAUUCGUGUCCUAAAUCACAGUCCAAUACUUCUUCACUUACAAUCCCUCGAUUCCCCCGUGCCUGUGUCACACACUCCUGGUGGUGAUCUCCCACAAGAAGUCAUAAUCACUGGAUUAAAAGAAAAUAAGUGUGUUUUGAUUUGAUAAUAAAACAGUCCCGAUGAUAAAGACCUUUAAAUGGAGAAUUAGGCAAAUUUUGUCCCUCUGCUGAGCCUCUCUUGGUCCGGUCUUUGCUCCCCUGUUCCUCCCAAAUCCGGUUCUGCAUUUUUUGGAGGACAGAAACAAGUUUUAGCCAAUGCCGAGUGUGGACGGAGGAGACCAAGAGGAGCUGAAGGAGAUGAGAAAGCCAAAUUUCCAGCAGGCCAUGCUGAAGUGCUGCGGGGGUGCCUGUGCCCACACGUGGUCGCGUGCACAGAGCCUGGGUUCGAGGUGCCUCUGUGCUGAAUGUGAAGCCGUGGCCUUGGACCAGAGCCUGGGAUCUGGUCUCCAAGAAACCUUUGGACUUUUUUUUUUUUUUUUUUCACAAUCUGGGUCUGGGUGCGGAGAGAAAUACUGCAAAUGGUCCCACCUGCAGGAUGGAGCAGUCCCUGAGACUGGGACCUGAAGCCACAGUCAGUUUUUGGGUGCCUCAGGUCCGAGCGGGAGUUCAAGUCGUCAAGGAGUUCAUGUCUCCGAACAGGAGAUGUGGCUGCAGAUGUUGCCAUCUCUGUGCAGGCGGCCUUCCAUGAUGUGACCCCGAGACAUAGGAACAGAGCACUAGCCAUAAGUCGAAUUUCCCAAUAUUUGGGAAGGGACUUCGGUGUUACUCAAGUGCAGAUUUUGUAUGUGAAUUUCCUUGUUGACUCAUUUUCUUAUUGAUAAUUUUUAAAACAAAACUGUCAAGGAACUCACUGAAAACAAACCUCUUGUCCAGCCCAGAAAGCCGUUAUAUUUCUUUAGACAGACUAUGUGAUAGAUCAGGUUUUCUAAAAAUGUAUUUUAUUUCAAAUGCUGACUAAUAGAUCAGAAUAAAUUCUGUGGGGCCGUUGCUAUUUACAGCUAAAUAGGUAUAUUUUUAAAUUUUUAAUUGAUUUUUAAGAUUUUAAAUUAUGUGGAUUUUUAGAACAAGUUUGUGUAAUCUGCCUGAGAAGCCAGAGCAUCACCUCAGAUACAAACGCUCCCCUUCCUAACAGUUACCCAAGAGAGAAGAAAAACACAUUUACUUCUAUUUUUCUCAAGAGGGAGCUACUGCAAACCUCAUUUCCCUUCUAUCCGCUAUGGUCACGGCGACGUUGUUGCUAAAAACAAAAUACAAGUAUUAAAAGAGAACCUGAAAUUCCUAAGGAGUUUUCCAGGAGUUAGACCCUUAGCAGUGAGUGUUUUAUUGGGAAUGUUGAAAAGCCCAGGAGCAGGCUAAAGACUUCUCUUUCUCCAUCCACGCUCGGGCUGAGCGAGCCCCGAGCCUCCAGCCCGUCACCCCUGUGUGGUCCCCCGACCCGCGGCCCCCGCCUCCUCUCACCCGCUCUCCGCCGUGGGUCGGCAUCUUCUGUUGUCAUCCGCUUCCUUUUCGUGAAUGAAAAACAAGGAAAUCAGAUACAAAAGCUCCUUCACCUGCAGUAACGCGGAGGCUGCGAUGCGGGGGUCCGUGGCGCGGGGGUGAGGGCAGCAGCCCCCCACCCUGAGCCCCGCGUGGGUCGCUGCUGCUCGGAGCUUUGGAAAAGCAAACUCUUGCUUUUAGCACACAAACACCCCGACUUUUCUGCGCCACGGAGCAAAAUCUGCUUAGAGCGCGGGUGUGGGUUCGUUGGUUUUUUUAACAAUAACAAUAGGGUUGGUUUUUUUUUUUUUUUUAAUAAUAAGGAUAAUAAUAACGCAUAGGAAUCUUCUUUAGUAUAUCUUAGUGUUUGAUGCCCCAGUGACACAAUACUGCUUGCCUUAUAUUAGUGUCUAGAGGGAGAGGGAUUACACACGUUUUGAUACAAUAUUAAUCACGCUUAUAAUUUAGGUAGCAGCAAGGAGCGGCUGCUGCAGGAGGAGCAGCCGGGUCCUUUUUAAUGUAUGAAUGUGCUUUCCGGGCUAUCUCACGACUGUACUCUCAAUUUUGCCUGCUACUGCAUGCAGCCUGAGAUGAGUAGACAGCAACGUGCUCCAGCUGUAUCUGCACUCCCAGAUUGCUGUAGUACCCGACGAGGUGACAUUGCCAAAAGCAUCAUUUUGGGGAGAGGCCGUCCUCCCAGCGACCCAUCACGUAGGGUGCUGCGGCGCUUCCGUAGGUAACACUGAUAUACCAAGUGUCUUUCAUGCCGCGACUGGUCAUCGCCCCAUCCCUCCCAUACAGCAUGCACGAACUCCGCUGAUACUGCUUGUAAAGUAGGGGGAAGAAAACCACAUUUGUACCUGUGGUUCCUUGAAACGUGUACUCGGGGAGGAAAAAAUACAAAUUGUGUUGGCUGUGUAUAAAAACCUCUUUUCCACCCAGAUGCCUCUGAGGAAGAGCAUCCCAGGUACCCCUUUCUGAGGGUUUGGAGGAGCAGUCAGGACAAGGCAGGCAGUGCCAAGGAUGGAGGCCUGGUCUUCGUUUAGGAGAUGCCAUUUGAUCCCACGCGAGUGGGACUUGCCAUAUGUCUGGUUUAAUUCCCGUAGGGUUCUCUCGCCUGCAUCCAGCUCUGGCGUGCAUGAGUGUUUGUGCCCGCAGGCCGGCACGGGGGGAAUGUGACUCCCAAACUUUGGAAACCCCACUUUGGAAAUUGCAUCCACCCUUGUCUACGGCCCCUGGGGCUCUCGGGACCCUGCAGCUGUGCCACGUCCAUUCCUUGCGGAGGCAGCUCUUACUCUCCUUAUGGAGAGGCGUGGAGCUACCUUCAUAUCUCUGUAAAUGUUUUGCCAGAGUUCUCCCCGCUGUAACACCAGACUGUCAUGAGGCCUUCGGGGUUUGCUCACCUCACUGGUGUUUGCAGUCUCUUGUAUCUCUUCACGCCGCUGCCAUAACCUAGUUUGACACUGGUCCCGCGUCCUCACCUUCCUUGUCCAGACUAUAUACAAGUGAAGAUGUAAUGCCAGAACUCUGCUCUGAGACUUGCUUUUGGCCUGGCCUCACUAGAUGCACCAGAGAACCUUCAUGUUUUGUUAGCAUGACAGUUUUGCUUUUUUAUUGGCAAUUUAUUUGCUUCGUCAUUGAGCCACCGUGGCCUCAACACAUCCCUGGUUUGUUCUGCUGGAGCCUUCCAGCGCAGGGAUGGAGUCCGAUUUGCCGUGCGGUGCAGCGCCCUGCGAGGGUUUGUCCCCUUGGCUUUGGCUGAUUGCAGUGAAACAGGGAUGAGGGUUCGGUUCAGGUUUUCUGGUCAAGCUGAACGUCUUACAGACUCUAACAGCAUUGAUGCUUUUGCUCCCUGAAGCAAGAGCUGCUUUCAAAGACCCCAGUCCCCUUCAGCGGUCCACGCGUGUGGCUUUGCAUGCCAGGCUCCAGCUCGGUAGUGGGGACAAAAGGAAAGCAGCCGGUCCAUGGUGUGCUAUUUCCAAUGCUGCCGGUGAAUGUGGGAGCAUCUUGCCCUCUCCUAAUUCCUGUAAAUACAGACGCAGAUGAAUUGUUCAAGCAGCAUCUCUUUGCCUAGUCCUGAGAAACUUGAGCUAACCGCAAAGCUUUCCGAAACUCAGUGCCAAGCUCAGGCUAGAUUUCACCUGCAGCUACGCCUAUAAUUUUAGGGCAGGGUUAAUGGUUUCAGGUAGAAGCCAUGCCAAAAUCUCCAGUUUGGAUGGUUCUGGCCCCAAACCAAGGCUGAAUGUCAUGCUGCUGGUGAAGCCUCCCCUGGAAUUUCAGCUCCAUUUGACACUGACGACUGUGGACCUGGGGAGAUGCUCCACACGAGAAAAGGUGGGCACAUGCCUUGCAAGCCAAGAUGAGAAAAUGCCUCCUUAUUUUAGCGUGCCAUGAGCACCUCCCAUUAAAAGUAGAAGCAGCAUUUCACGGUGAUCCCUUAAACCUGACCAACACAGUGGCCGUGACCCAGUGUUUCACGUAUGCAGUGAUGCUCGUGAAAGGGGUUAGUUACAGAUGUGGAUAUAGAAGGCUCAGUCCUUUCGCAUCUCUGUAGACACCAUGUUCAGCCUUGCUGAUGACCUGAGAAGCCAUCAAAGGAAGUGACAGGUCUUUUCUGUCCUGCCCGGUUAUUCCCGCUGCUCCAGCAUCUUCCCUGGAGCUGAAGAUAUCCCGUGCUCCUGUCGUCAGGCAGGAUGGGGACCCUUCUGUGUUGGUUACUCUUCCCCACCACCCAAACCCAGACCCUAGAAUUUCGAGUUUCUUCACUUUUUCUCAAAAAAUUCACGCACAGGGUGGAGAACCUGAGACUUUCAGGAACACCAAGAUAAAGGAAGAUACAGCUGAUAAAUGACAGAGAUUUUGUUAUUUUAAGUCAAGAGCAGAUUUUAAACAUAGUUGCAGUUGCUGCGUGGUAUAUCAAAUGCUUUAGGAGAUUCAAUAAAUUAUUCUUAUAAAUGUUUUAUUCUUUUAUCGGUAAUUCGUAUAGGUGGGUGCCACUGUUCUUAUACAGCGACGCUCCACACACGAAAACUAUAUUCCUGUUUCUCCACUAUAGACAUUGUAUUUAUGAAAUUUAUCUUGCUUAGUGUCUCUUUGGCACACUGUCCACAUAGACCGCACACAGAUUGCACAUUACAUGCCAAACGCUGAUAAGUAUCACUACCUGUAAUACGCAUAUGUGCGUCGAACAGACACCACACCGUUACCUGCCUAGUUUGUGACGUGACUCGACAUAAGUGGGAAAAGAGAAAAAGGAAGAUCCUGUUUCGUUAAGAAAUACACUUCGUUUGAAUGCUUCUUUAAACAGAUUUUACUGGGAAACUAAAAUACGUGAGAUUGCCUCUGUAACGUUACUUAAAAAAUACCUGAACAAAACAAACACACACAGCCCGAGAAUACUUCACAACUGCUGUAUUUCUAUAUUUUCUUCAUUGCUGUUCAUCUGAACUGUAAAUUCUGUACAGAUUGAAUGAAGCUCACAGUUUAUCUUUGUCAUAACCUGCAAGAUAAAAGGACAACACAACUUUGGCUGCAAAAGUGUGUGCGUGCUGUUUGCGUACAUGCAUGUAUGUCUUGCUGUACGUGUAUGUUUACACAAACACAUGCGCGCACGCGCUUCAAACCACAUAAAGCUGCAUCUGAGAUGCACAGGGGACCAAAACGUUCUUUUUUUUUGGAGGUGGGAGAGUGGGUAAGACCAAAACAAAAGAGUAUUUCAAUAACGUGUUUCUAAUAAAAAGGAAGAUUUGCAAAGGGGAUUGAUGCGCAACUGCCAUCCCGAGGAGAAAUCCCACCUCCGAAGGCAGCACGGGCCAUGCAGCGGAGCGGUGCAGUUGCUUCAGAUGAUAAUUUCUUUGGCUUCCUUUGGAACGAACAAACAAAAGCAUAUAGCGGCCAGUGCCAAUUCCAACUCCAAACCAAAAAGCCCAUUCCCGGGACGUGUAGCCAAACCGCUGUCCUGGGCCAUCAGAGAGCCAAGGGCGAAGGCUGGACGUGCUGUGACAGGGUGACCUUGAUGGCAGCGGUGCCGCCGGUCACCCUGGGUGACACCCAGGUGGGCAGUGCCACAGUCUGCCACAAACCCGGCAUCAUCCGGGUAUGGGCUAAUGCCCAGGCAGAGGAUCCUGCUGCCCUGUGUGUCCUGCUCGUACCUUUGCCUAUGUAUUUUAAAAAGCCCCUAGUUAAGAGACAUUUAAGAAAAGAGUCAUCAAAAGCCCAUUUUUGAUCUUAGAGUUAUGAAAGAAAUGACAAAUCAAUAAAUCUGAUUUUCCAAGCAGAUCAGCCCGCAGAUUCCAAUUGCCCCUAUGCAGAGAUUUCGCCAACCUCAACAAAUGAAUCAUCCUCUGGGGUUUAAUUUUGCCCGUGUUUUCAGAUAUAAGAGCUAUAUUGGGUAGAACUUACCCUUCAGUGUUCAAUCUAAAUAAACAAAGGCAUGAAGAGCUAACUUUUCCAGUUAAAUACUGCUGGAUGCCAAUGAAAAAAUAGCAAUCAGAUUUUUACAUUGGCCUGGAAUUCAUCUUUAGGUCCAAAGUUGUCAGCAGUAAGAUCCACUUCGGUCCCAAAUAGGUUUCUAAGCAAAGGGUACAUCCAUUGCUGGAGAAUGUUGCCGUUUCCCUGAGAUGCCUCGAAGCUCUCACGGUUUAUAACAGCAUCUGGCUCAUUUGGCCUUAACUAGGCUGAAAAACGGUCGAUGCCUUUGUGCUGGGGGUGAGCCGAGGGGUGGAUUUCGGGGUGGGACAGGCCCUUCUCGCUUGGGGCGAGCGCGGGUGCUGCACCCCCUCGCCUCCCGCCGGAGCAAACCCGGGGCCCAGCUGAGCAUGGGAGUUUGGUUGUCCUUUAGAAAGCAAAGGCAGCUGCUGCUUUGCUUCCUUUAAUUUGCUCUGUUGCCUUGGCUUUUUUUGCACUUUCGUUUCAUCUCCAAAGAAUCUCUCAUAAUGCCUUUGGUACUUAUGUACAAUUUUAAAACAUUUUGUAUGUAUUGAAUGGUACACACUUUCUCUUGUAAAAUAGCGAUCGGACUUUUUAUUUUUCUUUUUUUUUUCCCCCCUUUUUUUUUUUUUGGUGAAUGUGUAAUUUCCUCUGUACAUUUUCAAUCAUGACUUUGUGCGAUGUACAUUUUAUAGGGACAGAUGCCAAGGGAAUGACCUGUAGUUUUCUAAGGGAAUAGCUAGAAGCCGAAUGACACAGUCACAGACGGUUUUACAUUAGCACCGCGGAAGAGCGACGUAGCCCAGACUUUUACACCGAAGCGUUGAGCAUGAUGCAGCGUGUACCUUCACGCGAAUGACUGUGGCAGCUGCAAAACUGUGUACGUGUGAUGCUAAAAACAAGAGCGACGGUUGCAAUUGGAAGGGAAACGGAGGAAAAUUAAAUAAUCACAAUCAUUAAUUUAAGCCUCAAAGCAUCAGAAUGGAAAAUUUGCAUUCAGUAAAAAUACCAGAGAUUUAACCUUCAUGAGAUGAAAUACACAUUUAUUUUUCUUUGCA